Cornus florida is the source of this 2374-nucleotide messenger RNA. Its product is annotated as BTB/POZ domain-containing protein At5g66560. Gene Ontology annotation, molecular function: protein binding. Bases 297 to 2285 code for a protein of 662 amino acids. The transcript has 4 exons. NCBI's taxonomy places the organism in Eukaryota, Viridiplantae, Streptophyta, Magnoliopsida, Cornales, Cornaceae. The record is from RefSeq and is a predicted model, not a curated record.
UUACAUGAGAUCAUGAUUGCCAUUUUUGUGUCAUAAAAAAGGAAUUCAAAGUCAUCUUUCCUUUCUCAAUUCUCUCUUUUCCUUUCUCAUAAUUUAGAGAGAGAAAAUAAAAAAGAAAGAGAAGAUUCUGAUCUGAUUCAAAAGACUAGAAAAGCAUUUUUCCCUUUUUCGAUAUUCGUUCCAUCCCCAAUUUUCCGUUCUAUUUUUCUCCAUUCCAAAGUGAAGUUCUUGUUAUUCAUCAUUUUCAUGGAUCUACUUUAGUUUCUCUCUCUACAUUGAAGCUCCUCUGAACAAAAAUGGCUACCCAUUCAAAAGGACAAGCAUGGUUUUGCACUACUGGAUUGCCAAGCGAUGUUGUAAUCGAAGUUCAAGACAUGACCUUUCAUCUUCACAAAUUUCCUCUGAUGUCGAAAAGUAGUAAGCUUAACGAGCUGAUAACAGAGCAAGAGACAAACCCUACCAGAAGAGUCCAAACAAUCUCUGCUGCUACUGAAGAUGAGAAGGAAGAGAUUGAAGAAGAAGAAGUGGACGAGGAGGACCAGUACUGUCUCAUCACUCUCCCGGAAUUCCCGGGCGGCUCUGAGACUUUCGAGACCGCCGCGAAGUUCUGCUACGGCGUCAAGAUCGAUCUCUCGCCGUCCAACGUCGCGCCUCUCCGCUGCGCCGGAGAGGUUCUGGAGAUGACCGAAGAGUACUCCGAGGACAAUCUCAUCUCGCGAACCGAGAGGUUUCUCUCUCAAUCGGUCCUCAAAUGCGUCAAAGACUCGAUCCGAACCUUGAAAUCGUGCGAGCAAUUGGUGCCUCUGGCGGAGACUCUCGGCAUUGUUCAGAGAUGCAUUGAUUCGGUCGCAGCUAGGGCUUCUUCAACCGAUCCGUCGUUGUUCGGAUGGCCGGUGAACGAAAAAGCUAGAAACGAAUGGAGUUCCUCCGAUCAGGCGUCGUUGAUUCAAACCGCCGGUCGCCGAAAAGGUAAAACCACCGCGAGAGCCGCCGGAGCAGAGUCGUGGUUUGAAGAACUCGGCCUUCUGAGUCUACCUCUAUUCAAGCGUUUGAUUUUCGCCAUGAAAGCUCGAGAUCUGAGUCCCGAAAUCAUCGAGAGCUGUCUCAUUCACUACGCGAAGAAAUACAUGCCAGGGAUAUCUCGAUCCAGUAGAAAACCUUCUUCAUCGUCAAUUCCUUCAGAAAACGACCAGAGAGAGCUAUUAGAGACUGUAAUUGCAAACCUACCAUCCGGAAAGAGCUCAAUUUCUUCAACAGCGACGAGAAUUCUCUUCGGAUUGUUGAGAACUGCGAACAUAUUGAAUGCUUCGGAGACUUGCCGAUCUGCUCUGGAGAGGAAGAUCGGAUCGCAACUCGAACAAGCAACACUCGAUGAUCUUCUGAUACCGAGCUAUUCGUAUCUGAACGAAACACUCUACGAUGUGGACUGCGUUGAGAGGAUCUUAGGUUACUUUCUGGAUGGAUUGGAAGAGAGAUCUGGAACUAUCAUCGAAGGUGAUCAAGAUGAGAACAACAAUGGCGUCAGAUCAGCGUCGUUGAUGCUUGUGGGAAAAUUGAUCGACGGUUUUCUAUCGGAGAUCGCUUCCGAUGCUAAUUUGAAGCCGGAAAAGUUCUACGAGCUCGCCGUUGCUCUGCCGGAUCACGCCAGACUCUUCGACGACGGUCUGUACAGAGCAGUUGACCUUUAUCUCAAGGCUCAUCCAUCGAUACAAGAGUUGGAGAGAGAGAAGAUCUGUGGAGUGAUGGAUUGCCAGAAGCUCACGUUAGAGGCGUGCACUCACGCAGCUCAAAACGAGCGGCUUCCACUGAGAGCGGUGGUUCAGGUUCUCUUCGUCGAGCAGCUCCAGCUCCGCCACGCGAUAGCCGGAACACUCCUCGCCGCCGAGGCUCCACCGGCGGACCACCGCCGGACAUCGAAUAUACAACGAGAAGAACAAGAGGAAGAGGACGAAGUGGAAGGGGAUGGGGAAGGGGAUGGAGCUCUUCCUCCACCCCGCGCGCAAGAUAGCAGCGGCGGCACGUGGAGGGCUGCAGCGAGGAAUAAUCAGGUGCUGCGACUGGACAUGGAUAGCAUGAGGUCGCGGGUCCAUCAACUGGAACGUGAAUGUUCCACGAUGAAGAAGGCGAUUGAGAAGAUGGAUAAGACGGGCCCACCUGGAGGUGGGGGAUGGAGGGGUUCCUUGACCAAGAAAUUUGGGUGCAAGUUCAAGACGCAAGUGUGUGAUUCUCAUGAAUCAACAGUCGUGCAAACCAGAAGAGGACGAAAUCAUCAUCAACAUCAAUAGACUCCAUAUGUAUACUUGCAUUAUUUUCACGAUUCAAUUCUUGCUGUUGAUUGAUGAUUUCCUUUACUUCUAUUUACAAUUUUUUAUUA